GUGUAGAAGCGUCGCUGCAGCGAAGUUCUCUCUCGGUGGAAGACCGCGGUCGAGCGUCUGCCCGUGUCUGCUCUUACCUUACUCACUCAAGUGCCAUGGAGGAAUCGAAUAGUUGACGUUUCCUGCAGCAACCUUCUCUUUUUAAGCUUUCUUCCCGUCUGGUCAUUGUGCUCCCUCAUCAGGUUCAUCAUCGUUUUUGAAAACUCCACAACUUUAAUUGAAAGAAAAACCAUGAAGUACAUCAUCGGCAUCGGCGGCGUAACCAAUGGAGGGAAAACCACCCUCACCAACCGGCUGAUAAAGACCCUUCCCAACUGCUGUGUUGUGCAUCAAGAUGACUUCUUCAAGCCCCAAGAUCAGAUUGAAGUUGGUGAAGAUGGCUUUAAGCAGUACGAUGUCAUCACUGCUUUGGACAUGGACGCCAUGAUGAGUACGAUCUACGCAUGGCUGGAGAACCCGGUGAAGUUUGAGAAGUCUCACGGCGUGAAUAACAACCUCGAUGAUGAGAUUAUCCAGAAGUCUGACAACAAGGAGGAUGAGGAGAACCACAUCCUUAUUGUGGAAGGAUUCCUGUUGUACACCUAUGGACCUUUGAUCGACGUGCUGAACCAACGCUACUUUAUUUCCAUCCCGUACGAAGAAUGCAAAAAGAGGAGGUGCUCCAGGAAUUAUACAGUGCCUGACCCCCCCGGCCUGUUUGAUGGCCACGUGUGGCCCAUGUAUUUGAAACACACCAAAAUCAUGGAGGAGACAUGUGUUGAUGUUUUGCAGCUUGAUGGAACCUGGUCAAAGGAACGAAUGUUCAACUUUGUCUACGGCGACAUUCUGAACAACAUCCAGAAAUCUCUCUAACAAAGAUCAUUUGAUUGGCUUCAGGAGGCAUGUACUCAACUUACAAGCAUGAGAUCGCUUUAACCUAAAAUUUAUACCUGGCAGCUCAUAUAGUUGAGUGCUAAGCUUUUUCAGUUUUUAUAAAUGUUUAACAACACAACAGGCUUUUAUAUCUCGUAUUUAUUGCUUUGUUUCAACCUACACUUGAAACGGGGUUGAUUGGAGUGUUCCAAGGAUGGUUGCAGAUGUCAAUAAAUGAUCCUCCUGUCAAA
Molecule: messenger RNA, 1103 nt
Organism: Oryzias latipes (Japanese medaka)
Lineage: Eukaryota; Metazoa; Chordata; Actinopteri; Beloniformes; Adrianichthyidae
Gene: mibp2
Product: muscle-specific beta 1 integrin binding protein 2
Source: RefSeq, a predicted model, not a curated record